Messenger RNA from Trichechus manatus latirostris (Florida manatee), 4655 nucleotides. RefSeq names its product coiled-coil domain containing 50 (gene CCDC50). The transcript is spliced from 13 exons. Gene Ontology annotation, cellular component: cytoplasm. Gene Ontology annotation, molecular function: ubiquitin protein ligase binding. The record is from RefSeq and is a predicted model, not a curated record. Bases 1 to 1698 code for a protein of 565 amino acids. Lineage: Eukaryota; Metazoa; Chordata; Mammalia; Sirenia; Trichechidae.
AUGCAGUGUUUUCUGGAUACUGAUUUAAAACGUAAUGAAUCAGAAGAGACUUCUACCGUUGAACGCUUGAGUUUAAUGGGUGCAAAUCGUUGCACUAGUCCUACUACUGCUGAAAUGACUAAAGGCAGUACAGCCAUUCCUUGCUGUAGUAAAAAUUUAGUAAUGGUCGUGGACAUACCUGAUGAAGAAUAUGUGAAGGCAUCCAAGAAGUUAGUGCAGGUUUAUCCAGAUAACUUAAAUACAAACCUUCAGGGAGAAGUUAGUACUAAUGAGCCCUCCUCUGUUCUUCCUCCCUCAUCAUCUGCAGUCUGCCGGGAUUUUGCUGUCCUGGAGGACCACACCCUGGCUCACAGCCUGCAGGAACAAGAGAUUGAACAUCAUUUAGCGUCGAAUGUUCAGCGAAACCGUUUGGUCCAACAUGAUCUCCAGGUGGCUAAGCAACUCCAAGAAGAAGAUCUGAAAGCCCAGGCUCAGCUCCAGAAGCGCUACAAAGACCUGGAACAGCAAGACUGUGAAAUUGCUCAGGAAAUCCAGGAGAAGCUGGCAAUUGAGGCAGAGAGACGACGCAUUCAGGAGAAGAAAGAUGAGGACAUAGCUCGCAUUUUGCAAGAAAAGGAGUUACAGGAAGAAAAAAGGCGAAAGAAACACUUUCCAGAGUCCUCUGGAUCCAGUGCCUCUGGAGAUAGUUACUGUUAUGAAGACGGAGACCAGCCAAGGUCAAGGAGGGCCAGGGAAUUGGGUUCUGAAUUCUCAAGGCCUUGUAGACUCAAAAAUGAUGGAAAGCCUGUGAAGCAGAGGAAGGAGAACCCAAAAGUUCCACUGGAUAACUCGGAAGACCUGGAAGAGCAUCGUUCACCACAGCAAGCCUCUCGCCGGGGCAGAAUGAGGGACGGUCCCCAAGUCAGCAGUGAGCAGCAUGAAAGGAAGCGAUGUGGUCAUGAGAGACUCCGGAGACCUCCCCUUCCCAGGAUCAGUGGAGAGGUGCUUCUGAGCACUGGAUCUGAUGACUGGGAGGCUGACAGUAGCCAUCGAACUCCAAAUUGGGAAAAACAGUCCCGACACCAAGAUGAGCUUUCACCAAAGUCCUCACGGGAAGAUGGGCUUCACUGCAAGGAAGUUGUAUAUGGGAGGGACCGUGGGCAGGGUGAGCACAGAGAGAGGAGACACAGGCCAAGGACUCCUCCCUUUUCAGAAAGCGAGGAACGGCUUCACCACAGUGAUACAGGAAUGAAACCAAGAGGAAUAAAAGAAGCCCUCUCUACUCCAUCGCGAGUGACCCACAGGGAUCAGGAGUGGUAUGAUGCUGAAAUUGCCAGAAAACUGCAAGAAGAAGAACUUUUGGCUACCCAGGUGGACAUGAGAGCAGCUCAGGUGGCCCAGGAUGGGGAAAUUGCUCGACUGCUAAUGGCUGAGGAGAAGAAGGCGUACAAGAAAGCCAGGGAACGGGAGAAAUCGUCUUUGGACAAAAGGAAGCAUGACACCGAGUGGAAGCCUAAAACAUCUAAAUCAGCAAACCCAAAGUCAAAAGAGAGUGAUGAACCUCACCGUUCAAAGAACAACAGACCCGCACGGCCUCCACCCCCUGCCGGGACAGAUGCUAAGGAUUUGGAUUACCCACAUUUUACAAACCAGCGUAAUUCCACACGUCAUUUCUCAAAAUGGGAAUCCUCUCAUAAAGGUUUCCAUUACAAGCAUUAAAAACCUAGGAUUCUGCCUUGAAACGGACUCACUAUAGCCCAUAUUACUGGAUGAUACAGAAUGCAUUCUACAUUUAUUUUUUCCUCAUAUAUUUGCAUUCCUGGGAUUUAUCCUCAAGUGUUUUUCUGACCAUAAAUACUUUAAUUCAUUUCAAAUGUUUUGGUUAUUCCUGAUCACUUGGGCAGUACAAGAAAAUCUAGCUUCUGAAUAUUGGCCACCUCUGUGCUUCAUAUGCUUCCUGGGAUAUAGUAUCUAAGAGCUCUAUAAAAUGCCAUUUUGUUAGGGUUGGAGUGUUGGUAUUUAGGGACUAGGCUUUAUACAGCAGUUAGAAUUUUAUGAAGAUGAAUGAUCAAAAUAAAGUAUAAUGUUCGGAUGCUAUGCAGAAUAAAGAAUAAAAGAAAUAUUUUUUUUUUCUGGUGCAUUAGUGUACGUAUUGAAGGACAGAGCCUUUUGGUUUUUGUACGCUUCAGGAAAAGGAAAAAAAUCACAACCAUAAAGUAUUAAAAAAACAAAAGACACAUGGAACAGUUGAAGUGUGUUAUUCUGACUACAUGGACUGCAGAGGUUUUGCAGAUCCUUCUAAGUCCUCCCAGGAAAACUGGCCUAGAGAUCAUUCUCUGCUGUUUCUUCCUGAAUAGCAGGCUUUCUGAUGCCUCUGGGCAUCGGGCCAUUUAUUAGUAUUAUAUUGCCAAAAAUUUAACUCUGGAGUUUUAACUCAUGUCUGUGUGCAGAGUCAACUGAAAAUGAAAAACGUUUUAUGCCUUCUCUUGUUUUAUGCUUACUUGCAGAGUAAGGGAAGUGGAAUUGGAAGAUGGUUGUAUAAGUGAUGAUGGCGUCAUUCUCACUGGGCACAGGCUGACGUUUUCUUCUUGCUUAAAAGAGAUACCGUAUUUGUUGGCCACCUUUCAAUAAUGUUUUGCUCACCUGUCAAUAAUUAGAUUAAUUCAGCAUGAAGUUAAAGUUGAUAAAGUGGUUCUUCAUCCAAGUGUUUGGUUCUGUAAAUUGGUUAAUAGUAAAUGGGGAUUAGAUUUCUUUGUACAAGACCUUUAAGACUGCUCUUUUAUAAGAAAUUCAGGGUCUUUGUUUAGUUGCUAACCUCAUGGAAACACUUAUUUUCCCAUACUAAUUUAACAUAAAUGGCAGUCAAGCUAUGACAUAAAAUAUAUCCUUUCAGCUUGAUUUGCCUUCAGUUUUCAUUGUAUAAAUCUGACAUUUUUGGCAUUUCAGUAUGGUGUUCAUUUAGGAAAGAAUCAGGUGACUAGAGAAAAUCCAUUCUUUUCCUAUUGGGAAGCUAUUUUGUUUCUCUGAGUAUAUUUGGACCUCUCAUUUUUGAGAAAGAUCUUUAGUUUCAUCGUUUUUUUGAAUCCUAUAAACUUGAGUGAAAGUCAUCUGAGAGUUAAAUUUUGGGGACAUGCUAAUCUAGAAACAAGACUCUAAAAAUAAUAGGACUUUGAAAGGCUACGGUGAAAUUGAUGAAGAAAAAUCUGUAUCUAAGUUGAGAAGGGGAGACAAAUGGAGGAUGGAGGCCACAGCCUUAAGUCAAAUCCCAGAGGGUGGUUUCAGUACCCAAAGCUUAGGCCAUGUUGACUUACAGUAAUGCUGUAUUUUUCUUGGUCUGCCCUGUGAUUUUGCUUCGUGUUUUUAACAGUUUUUAUGGUAGUUGUAAAAAAAAAAAAUGCAGUGUAUUUUUAUUUGAUAAUUAGGCAAAUGGACAUCAUUUGCAAUAUUUUUAUUUUAUAAAUGUUUAUUUUUCUAUCUUAUAGGAUGAUCAGUUUUACUUAAAAAAUUCUGCAUUCCUCUUGCCUGUCAUGUGCUUUGUCCUAUCGUAUUUAUUAUUGUAAAAUGUUAGCUAGAGAUACUUUAUUCCAGAAUCGUCCGGCCAUUCAGUACUUAAACCAGGAAAAAAAAAAAAGAAAACAAACCCAAGCCCAUUCCCAUCGAAUCAAUUCCAACUCAUAAUGAUCCUGUAGGACAGAGUAGAACUGCCCUGUAGGGUUUCCAAGGAGCUCUUGGUGGAUUCGAACUGCCGACCUUUUGGUUUGCAGCCGAACUCUUUAACCACUGCACCACCAGGGUUUCCCACUUACCAGAAAGAAAGGAGUGUUUUGGCUGUCUUGGUGAGUUUCUGAUCAAAGGUGGUAUUUCCCUCGUGGCAUCCAAUUCAACGUUUGUGUUGAACAUUUGUUGACUUUUUUAAAAGGAUCUUAAAAGAAAAGUUUUUAAUUUUUUUUUGUAAAGCAGGUACUUUUUUAAGAGUAUCAGAGCAAUCUUUUCCCUGCAAAUAAGGAGAUAAAAAUCAAACUCAGCCAAUUAAAUCUUCUUCUGUCUCAUUCCUAUAAUGGAGUCAUUAUCUUCGAGGCUGUGGAAGUAACUAACAAUUGUAUUUUAAUGAACUGCUGAGCGCUCUUCACUGUUUUGUUUGCUUUUUAGUUUGUCCUGUUUAUGUAAAUGUCAGGGUGUUUGCUUGGUUGCUGUUCUGCUGGAACACCGUGGUUUUUUUUUUAGGACCACGGUAUUUUACGCUUUCUUGUGAUGUAAACCAGCGUGCCUGGCCUCUGAAAUAAUUUCCGUUUCUACACCUCUUUUCUGUGGAGGCCAGGCCACAUUAACACCUUAUAUUCCUGAAUGAGCACAAUGUACUAUAUUGCCUUAAGGUAAGGCUUCUUGACCUGUACACCCUCCCUUCUCCUCCUUCUAACUUUUGUAAGUUAUUGCCUGGAAGGAAGGUUAGAUAAGGUCUGAUGAAAUGUUCUGACUUAAAAAAAAAAAAAAAAAAAAAAAGACUUUAAUGUUCAAACCACUGUUAAACAUUAUUUUAUUGAGUGGCUAGACAGUUGCUACACAUGCUUCAAAAGAACAUUGAGAUGUUUAGAAAAUAACUUUGCAUAACAUUGAAUUAUAACCAGCAGCAUGCUAAUGAACUGCCAAAAAAAAAAAAAAACCUAUAUGGUUUUUGA